AUGAAUGAAUCUAGGCAGCAGUCACUGUUCUUCAUGACACUUCCAGAUUUGCACAAACUCUGUGCUGUCCAGAUAAUAUUGAGUAACAGGAUGGCAGAUACUGAGAUUAGGAGUACACAAAUGAAGAUGUGCAGGCAAUUGCUGUUUUUGCAUGAAGAUAUUCUUACAUCACCUGUGCCUGGGAUACUAAACCAAAUUUGGGUGGUGAUGGCGAUACCAUUUUUUAAAGCUGGGAAACUUAAUGCCUAUAUUGAAAAAUAUGGAGCUAAGAUGGAGGCUCCACAAAGAGUAAUUCCUAUAAUUCUUCAAAACUGCCUUUUGUAUUCAUUCACGGCUAGACUUGCACCAGCCUGGAAUAGAACUGGCCAUCUCUUGGUGCAAGGAAGAGAUUUUCUUUCUCAAAUGGGAAAGCAAAAUGCUGUUGUAUUGGACAUCAAUGUAACAGAAACUCAAGUUUGUCUAAGUAUAGAAGUUUUCACCAUCAGACUGCCACCACCUGAGCUAAAGGAGUUUGAUAUUUCUCAAAGUAUUAUAGAGAAUUUUCAUUCUAACAAGAAUGCUGUCAUUGAGAGACAUUCCAUUUUGAACAACUGGUGCUACAUUUUACCAAGUAUGAAAAUGGGACAAAUAAUAAAUAUUCUUCAUGUCACACCCUCUGACUGUCCAUUUCACUCAUUUGAAGAUUUCCAAAUGCACUGGGAUGACCUGUAUGGCUAUAAACUUCCAGAAGAUUGUGGAGAUGUUAAAAUAUAUUGCAACAUCUACUUCAAAAUGGUCCGAGAAAGAACCUUCACAUACCCUCUCAGUUGCAUUAGAAGUCAGCCCAUACAGUUCUUUCCAAGGGUAGAUUUGGAAGGAGUAUUGAAAAGUUUUCUUUCAGACUUAAAGUCUAAACUACCCCAGAUAUGUGGAUUUCCCAUAAAGAUGACAAAUAAACCUUGCUACUACACACAUGAACUAACCAAACCUCAUAUACAGGAAAACAAAGUCAAGCCGCCCAAUUUGACUACUAAAAAACUGUUCAGGGCUUCUCUGACUCAAGCCACUUCCUUAAAACCUUCCUGGGCUCCCAGUCUUCUACCAUGUUCAGUAGCAACAGACCACAAGGUGGAGCUUUCCACAAGCCAGCCACAGUCUGGCAUUUUCUCAUCUCUGCAUGGCUGGCCAGAGUCUGCUCAGGAUAGAAAGCCAUCCCUGUCUCACAAGGUUCCACAACUUUGUUUUAAAGAGUCAAAACUCAACAGAGGAGACAAUCAAGUUCAGCAAACAAGCCUUAGCUCCCAAAAUAACAUCACCCCUAAAUUUAUACCAAUUUUCAAAAAUAAAAUGUUACAGACAAACAAAAAUAUCUCAGCACUUGGCAAACUGAAAAGAAAACAGCAUGUUUUUACAGAAUCUAAAUUAUUUUCACUUAAAACUAGUAUAAUCAAGAACGACAAACUAAAUUUAAGUCCAACUAUUAAAAAAACACCCAAUGGUAACAUUCAGAUGCAUGCUAGAAAUUUAAAUCAGAAGAGCUCCAGAUCUCUGCAAGAAAUAAAUAUUGAGUCCUAUGAAAGUAUGACAAAAUAUUCCUCUUAUGGAAAAUCAAUGGUGAGAUCAGAUGAAAGCAAACAGCUAUCUAAUAGUGAAGUAUUUCAGAUGUCAAAUAAUAAUUUAAGUAUGAUAAAAAGCUCUGUUAAUUUCCAUGAAAGAGAAAAUUUAACAAGUAAAUGUAUAACAGAAAUUUUAGGGAAAAGCCACAAGUCUCUAAAACUGGAAAGACAGCCACACAUUUUUGAAUCAGACAUAGAAACUAAAGAUCCCCAACUACAGCAGCAAUCAGCAAAUCAAACUAAAGAAGUCAAUGUAAGUGAUCAUAGGUCAAUAGUAAGCAGAACAGCCCGGUCUAAAAGAAAAUUACAUCUGGAGCCUUCAGACACUUCAAAGAAGCAUCAUUCCAGCACUGCUCACGGGCGAUCCAGUUCUUCUAGGGACCAGACUAGGAAGUGA
Molecule: messenger RNA, 1992 nt
Organism: Urocitellus parryii (Arctic ground squirrel)
Lineage: Eukaryota; Metazoa; Chordata; Mammalia; Rodentia; Sciuridae
Gene: C13H18orf63
Product: chromosome 13 C18orf63 homolog
Source: RefSeq, a predicted model, not a curated record